CCCUCCUCUCUGGGGCGAGGAGACCAGGGUGCCCCCAGCCCGAUCCACGUCGCCCCCCGCCCCGGCGACAGAAAGAGAGGCUCGCGCCCCCGGACGCCCCCAGUUCGCCCGCAGGAGCAGACAGCGGCUCCGCGGAGGCGGCCGCAGCGGGGACUGCCGCGGCCGGCGCUGUCAGGGCGUCCCUCCCGGCCGGCCCGGGCCCGCCCCCGCGUGCGCCGAUUGGCCGAGGCGGCCAUCCAUCGCGGAACGUUGCCGCCCGCCUCGCUCCCUCGCCCGGGUAGCCACGUUCGGUUGAGCUCCAAGUAGACCAGCGGCGGCGGCGGCGGCGGCAGCGGUGCUGGAGGCGCAGAGGGCGGCGCAGGCGGAGCCGGGCGGGCGCGCGAGCGAGCGGAGAGCGGGCGGCCGUGCGGGCGGCGGCGGCGGCACCCCCAGGCCGAGCCGGCGCGGAAGGAGUUCCAGGGCGAUGGGGCCGCGGCCGGGGCUGACGCUUUGACAGCUGGAAAGAGCGCGGAGCCAGCGCCUGGGGGGGAGGGAGGGGAGCGCGGCGAGGAGAGCGCCAGCGAGCGAGACAGCGAGCGAGCGCCGGGGAGGGGGCCGGCAGCGAGGGGCAGCUCGGGAGAGCCGGAGCGGUAGCGGCGGCGGCGGCGGCGGCAGCGGCGAGGCUCGGCGCCCUCUUCUCCGCAAACCAUGUUUGCCAAAGGCAAAGGCUCGGCGGUGCCCUCGGAUGGGCAGGCUCGGGAAAAGUUAGCUUUAUACGUCUAUGAAUAUUUACUGCACGUAGGAGCACAGAAAUCUGCACAGACCUUCUUAUCGGAGAUUCGAUGGGAAAAAAACAUCACGUUGGGAGAACCGCCUGGGUUUUUGCACUCGUGGUGGUGUGUAUUUUGGGACCUUUACUGUGCAGCUCCUGAAAGGAGAGACACUUGUGAACAUUCAAGUGAAGCAAAAGCCUUUCAUGAUUAUAGUGCAGCAGCUGCCCCGAGCCCCGUGCUUGGCAACAUUCCCCCCAAUGAUGGGAUGCCGGGAGGCCCCAUCCCGCCAGGUUUCUUUCAGGGUCCUCCGGGGUCACAGCCCUCGCCGCACGCACAGCCUCCACCUCACAAUCCUAGCAGCAUGAUGGGACCCCACAGUCAGCCUUUUAUGUCACCGAGAUACGCAGGCGGCCCCAGGCCCCCGAUCAGAAUGGGAAACCAGCCUCCGGGAGGAGUUCCUGGGACACAGCCAUUGCUGCCCAAUUCUAUGGAUCCCACACGACAACAAGGCCACCCCAACAUGGGAGGAUCAAUGCAGAGAAUGAACCCUCCCCGAGGCAUGGGGCCCAUGGGUCCUGGCCCACAGAAUUACGGCAGCGGCAUGAGACCACCACCCAACUCCCUCGGCCCCGCCAUGCCCGGGAUUAACAUGGGCCCGGGAGCUGGCAGACCCUGGCCCAAUCCUAACAGUGCUAACUCAAUUCCAUACUCCUCCUCAUCACCUGGUACCUAUGUGGGACCCCCUGGUGGUGGCGGCCCUCCAGGAACACCCAUUAUGCCCAGUCCCGCAGAUUCAACAAAUUCCAGUGACAACAUCUACACAAUGAUUAAUCCGGUGCCACCUGGAGGCAGCCGGUCCAACUUCCCGAUGGGUCCCGGCUCGGACGGACCGAUGGGCGGCAUGGGUGGCAUGGAGCCACACCACAUGAAUGGAUCAUUAGGGUCAGGCGACAUAGACGGACUUCCAAAAAAUUCUCCUAACAACAUAAGUGGCAUUAGCAAUCCUCCAGGCACCCCUCGAGAUGACGGCGAGCUAGGAGGGAACUUCCUCCACUCCUUUCAGAACGACAAUUAUUCUCCAAGCAUGACGAUGAGUGUGUGAUCCCCCCUUCUCCGAGACGCUGAGAGAGCGGGCAUUGCAGGCGGGAAGAUGCCAGAAAUUAUGCAAGAAGUGAGGUGUCAUUACCCAGGAGCUGGUGGGGAGGGCAUCUCCCUGCUCCCCUCAACCCCCUCCCACCCCAUCCACACCCCCUACCUUUCCCAAUUUUAGUUUCAUGCAAUAAAAAGGCCAAACUUUUUAUUCCAUAAAACAUGAAGGACAAAACUCUCAAAAAUGUAUUUCAAGUCAGUGACCAGAAAAAUCCCACCCUUUGCCCUUUCCCCAAAGGACCUUUUCUGUACAUGACACUUUUUUGUUGUUUUUUGUUUGGGGUUUUACCGUUGUUGGGAUUUUUUUAUUUGUUUUCAGGGGGGUUUUUUGGGGGAAAAUUUUUUUAAAUGGAAGCUUCUAGCAAGCCCCCCACCCCAGUCAACCUCUAUGCUUUCUUCUUAAAAAAAAAAAAAAAGGAAAAAGGAAAAAAAGGAAAACCAGAAGCCCUGCUGUCUGUCUGUGCCCAAGCCCUUCCACCAGAAAAGCUAGUCUAGGUGUGAGAGCCCACAUUGUCUGUAGCCAUCAAAAAUAAUAAUAAUAAACUGGACAGUUUACAAUCGGUGGUUUCUUUCAGAAGGCCUUUUUUGGAAAGAAAAAAAGGCAGUCACCGUUUUCCACUUGGGGUUUUGGUUUGUGCAACAGGCAGGGGAGGAGCGGGAACGCGUUUGUUCUAGCUUGAUUUCCAUGGCAACGGCAGCGGCACGCUUGGACCCCAGAACCCAGCACCCUCAUCCUGUGGCCAGAGGGGCCGGACCACCGACCCCUUUAAGGAUUCCACCACAGCCCAGACCGUCGCCGUGACCCGGUGGCAUGCACUGUUCCCAGGACACCUUCCUCCUCCUCUCCUGGACCUCCCUCCCGUGCUGGCCUCCCUGCCUCUCCAGCCCCUCCUCUGCCCCCACCCCAGUCUUCCCAGUGAGAAUCCUGCCAGCUGGGUGGUGGCCUGGCGCAGAGUGGGAGAGGCUGCCACUGACAGGAUGGCUAUGACCUGGGACAUGGAAACAGUGACUUCCGCGUUCUGGUCCCGAGAUCCUCGCAUCAGCGUCAUCGUGUGCACCGGCUGGGGGGCUGGAGUUCCGGUUUUCUUUGUUUUUUCUCUUUAUUCGUCCUUUCUCAAAGAUGGGAUACUGACCAGAAUUGCUCUGUAUAUGCUUGGGACUGGAUGGAAAGACUUUGGAGCAGCUGUGGGGGGUGGGGGGACACCGACAACCAAACAGACGUGCUGGCUCCGGUCCUGUUUUUACUUUCAAAAACCAACAAGCCCGACAGUGGAGCCUGUCCCCUCCCGGGAGGGUGCUCAUGGCCCCGCUCACCUCAUCACCCCACGGAAACCUUUGUGUCUUGCCCUGGAAGACACCCGAAUUCUUUGUACAUUGACAUGCCCUUCUCCUUCCUCCCUCCCCUGUAGCUGGUCUUUGUUUUACUCCCUCCCUUUCUGAUCCAUGUAUAUCAUAUUAUGUGAGAUAUCAUCUGCCUGAAAAAAGACUUUGUGCGGAUUAUUGGGAACAUUGUAGCUGUUUCUGUGUUUUUUCUUACCUUGUAGUCUGGUUCUGAAUUAAGAGAGGAAAAAAAAAAGUAAUUAUGAUACAUUGUAGUUUGUGUACGAUAUAUGUUGAUAACGUUUUAUUAAAGGGACAUCUUUUUUCCGCA
Pongo pygmaeus (Bornean orangutan) is the source of this 3552-nucleotide messenger RNA. RefSeq names its product single stranded DNA binding protein 3 (gene SSBP3). Gene Ontology annotation, cellular component: nucleus. Bases 688 to 1854 code for a protein of 388 amino acids. The record is from RefSeq and is a predicted model, not a curated record. Lineage: Eukaryota; Metazoa; Chordata; Mammalia; Primates; Hominidae. Gene Ontology annotation, biological process: positive regulation of transcription by RNA polymerase II. Gene Ontology annotation, molecular function: single-stranded DNA binding; protein binding. The transcript has 18 exons.